Messenger RNA from Williopsis jadinii, 711 nucleotides. RefSeq lists its product as uncharacterized. The transcript has a single exon. Bases 20 to 640 code for a protein of 206 amino acids. NCBI's taxonomy places the organism in Eukaryota, Fungi, Ascomycota, Saccharomycetes, Phaffomycetales, Wickerhamomycetaceae. The record is from RefSeq and is a predicted model, not a curated record.
GUUGGAGAAACACUUCACUAUGUCUCUACCUCCAGCGAACUUGGACCCAAAUAUUCCUAUUUUACGUCAUGUUUUAAACAAUAUUUACGUGAAUGCAUUUGAUGCGUUUCCCUAUCUCAGGACGAUCCUUGAUGAGUUACAGACAUUGGCUUCCUCAUCGGGGAGUAAGAACUUAAAAGAUGACAUAUCUUGGGCUCGUGAGUCCUUAGAAGGCGAUUCUGAAAAGCUGUUCAAGAUUCAAUCCCACAUCAAGUUCUUACAAGCGGAGGAAACCUUCACUACAAAGAAUGAAAUGAUCAGAGUGUUUAAGGAGUUUGUCAAUUUCGUCCAGAUGAUCCUCCUGGACGAUCUGAUCACAACGUUGAGAGGCGUUGCCACGACAAUGACCAACCAGGAAAAUGAUCAUAUCAAGUUGAACAAUCGCACUCUUGAUGAAAUAGUUAAAGUGAUACAGAGGUUUUCAGUUGCCUUGAAGCUCUCAUCGUCACCAGUUCUUGAAAUUGAAACGAAUGAUCUUGGUGGAGAAAUUACACUCUCGAACGCAACCAUAACACAACUUCAAAACCAACUAGAACUGAGAUCCAAAACGCUAACAGAGACGGUCGAGGUCCUUAGACAAGUCUCACAUGGCCCACAAUAAGUCCGAUAGAUAUAUAUAUGUCACAUAAGAAAGGAUGGAUAGUUAUUGUACCAGUUUAAACUACACUGCUG